Cinclus cinclus is the source of this 7123-nucleotide messenger RNA. RefSeq names its product rhomboid domain containing 1 (gene RHBDD1). Gene Ontology annotation, cellular component: membrane. The transcript has 6 exons. Bases 4086 to 5030 code for a protein of 314 amino acids. Lineage: Eukaryota; Metazoa; Chordata; Aves; Passeriformes; Cinclidae. The record is from RefSeq and is a predicted model, not a curated record. Gene Ontology annotation, molecular function: serine-type endopeptidase activity.
GCAGAAUAACUUCUUUAUUCUCACAGAAAACUUUGCAUGAAAUUUAAAAUGUUACAUAAUAAAAAGACUGCGAUACAGCCAUUUAUGAAGCCAUUGAAUGUUGAUACUUACUUGAAAGUUGAACGUUAACUUUGAACUGUCUCAGAGUUACUGACUUACAUUGUUUUAAAAUAUUUUUAUUAUAGAUCUGUGACUUCUCUCACCACAUUCUGAAAUGCUGUGUCUUUUCAGUUCACCAUUUAGUAUUCCUUUGUGAAGGAAAGCCAUUUAAAGGCACAUCUGAUGAAUCCACAAAUUGUUCUUUAUGAAGCAGUUAAUUUUAUAAUUAAGUCAGAACCUUGUCUUUGCUAUUAACUAUUUAAUUGACUAGCAUGCUUAUUAAAUAUAAACAGAAUGGUCCAUUAUGUUUCAAAAUUUUAGUUUAUUUUUUCCUUGCAUUGGUUGUUUUUUUCUGUUAGGCCUUUCCCCUACCCUUUUCCAAAGUUUGAGGGCCAAAGUUAAAGUGUUUACACUUGGCUCCUGCUUCCUUUUUUGCCUCUUCUUUUGCCCUAAAAAUACUGUUUCUGCUUUGCCUGGAGAAGCCUUUGUAUCCUGGGACUGUAUCUUCACAGACAAGUGGUGUGGGCCUGUCCAGGCUUAUCUGUAUUGUGGAAUGCUUUGUGCUUAGCAUCUGAUACUCACCCUUUAUGUUUCAAGUGGUUUUGACAUUGGCUAGCUCUAAUCUGGACAUGUAGGCUGAAUGCACAUUAUUCUUUCCAGAGUGUACUUGGUUUUGCAUAAACAUAAAUCAAAAUUUCAGGGUAGUUAUGUCUGUUUUAGGGGGAGCAAGGGUACAGGGAGAGUCUUUUCCUCUAAAUUCAAAUUGCAGCUAUAGGAAAAGACAGCAGAACAUUUAAUUUUAACUGAUAUUUACUAAAAUAUUUACUUUAUUAGAUUAUUUUUUUAGUAAUGUGAAGUUGUAAUAUUUUAUGGUUGCCAAGCGAGUGAGGGGGUUUGUCACAGUAAAAAUAAGUUUAAGUGCUUUUUACUUGGUUAGUACAAAACAAACAAACAAAUUCCAAGAAUAUUAAGUUCAGACAUUUAUCUUGAGUAGGUGACAAAAAUGUAGACACGUGGCAGUCUGGAUGCAAGACAAAUGCCCAUUUCAAGUCUGUUCUGGAAAUUUGUACAUUUUGAAGUAGGUGGCAUGUUUUCAAAAAAAAAAAAAGGAAAAAAGAGCUUCAUUGUUUCAAGCCUCAUUAGACUUGUAAUAAACAGAGGAGGAAUGUAUGAACAGUUGAAAGCUCUAUAUGUUUUAAGGGAGUUGCAUUCCAAAAUAUAUAUUCUCAGAUAACUACUGUUCUCUUUCUUGUAUCUUUUUCCCUCUGUCUCAAACACAUAAUGUGUUUUGGCUGGCAUAUUUAGUUGUUCCCAGUAAUGGGAAUGGUUUAUGUUAACUAGUACUGCUGUAAUCAUGAUGGAAAGCAUUCCCAGUCCUUUUCCAUGAUUAUUGUCUGGCUAUGUGCUGGAUGAAGGUUUUUUUUCUUAGAUGCAUGGGUGUUGAAAGCAUUUAAAGUGUGAAUUUAACGGUGUCAGAAGCAGAGAUAGAAACUUUAAAACACAAGACUAUUUGGCAGUUUGAACAAUAUGGUAUGGCAAGAUUUUUACAUUUCCAUGUACCUUGCGUUUAAAGGAUGCUCACUUCUAAAUUCUAAUCGUUUUUGUGUUGACUGUUUUGUGAUGAAAAAGAUGUAACCUGUGUACAGAAGACUGUAAGAAUAUUGGGGGAUGUUGAUCUACCUGAUAUCAGAGCUAGUGUGGAAAAAGAGAAUUACAUUGAUUAAACUUUGGAUUAACAGUUUGUUUUUGGUUUUUUUUUUGGGGGGGAGGGUAAUGUUGACUUUAAAGUCAAAGACUGACAAUGUAAUUAUCAGCAAUGACCAAUUUGCAGUUUAAGAGUUUGGUUCAUUUGAGCUUUGUGAGGGCUACAGCUGUGGUCUCUGCAGUUAAAUUGUGAUCACUACAAAACUGGUUUUGGAAGGCAUCAGUAUAGGAAGUUACAUGUUCAAGAGGCCUGGGAUAAAGUACAUUUCUGUUGUUUUCACUCUUUUGGACAAGGCUCAGGCAUUAUGUAACAUCUCCAUGAUAAUAAUGUGGGAAAAAUGUAGUGACUUUCACUGUAAUGUAGCAAAUACAUUUUACAUGCAUUCUGGUUUACUGCAGUUGUUUUCAGGAUAAAAAAACCACAACCAAUUUGGUUUUUUCUUCUGUUAAAUUGCUGUAAUAAGCAUAAGUGUGAUUUAAAGAGAAAUACAGGGACUAAAAAAAAAAUACUUAAUUGUAAGAAGUGGUAUUAAUUAAUUCUCUGUGUGAACUAGCAUGGAACUGUGUGCUCCCCUCACUUCAGGAUAAGCAGAGAAGGUAGCCUGGCCCCUACCUGGUUGUCUUUGAUGUUCCACCCUGUGCAGGUCUCCCAGGUCCUUUUGCUGUUACAGGAUAACCUCAUCCAGAGGUGCUUUCCUUCUUUUCCAUGUGCUCACUGACUUUGUAGAAUGCAGCCCAAUCAAAUUAUUAAGAAUACUCUGAAUACCUGGAUAAAAAUGUUUAGUAAAGUGUUUGCAGGCAUAGCAAUGAUGUGUAGAAAUGUGAAACUUAGUAAAUCCUAACACAUAUAAUGGGGAAAUUUAAAUUUUGCAACUUGAGCUCUCCUUUAUAAAUGUGCCAUUUUACCUCCUGUCCUUUAGAUGAAUUAAGAUUGUUGCUUGUUUAUCUAAUGAAAAUGUGGAAGAGGAAGAAUUUCAUAUGAAUUGGAAAGGCAUUUAAAUAAAAAAUUAGUAUGUUAACAUCUUUAACAAUUUUGUGUAUAGUGGAAAAGAAAGAUAAUGGGAUGUUGAAAUGAGAAUUUUGUAUAUAUCUCAGUAUUUCAGGCAGUUUCAUUUGAAACCCGAUGGCAGUUUUGAAGAGUAAUUGUACUUUGCUAGUUCUACAUAGCUGAUACUUCCACGUGGAAUAAUGUGUUGUGUAUCUUCAGUAGCUCUGCAAAGAAGGGACACCCUGGAGGGGAGGAGGGGCUGUGCUGUUGUUGGGGCCACCUUGAAGAGUUUUCAGAGGUAAAAGCAGGGCUGGGGUAGCCCUUGGAACCAGCCUGAAAUCCUGGGUCUCUUCCUGUCUUCCACAGGAGGUUCCAGGCUCUGGAAACUCCACACUCCUGUGCUGUGUUAUCCAGGGCAGCUUCCUCCCUCCUCUCUUGUCUGUUCCUGUCAGAGUAACUCUGUUUCUAGCCAGAUCUAUUUAUGUAGCCCCCUUUAAUCCCCUGGGCUUUUCUGGCGUAAAUAAGGCAAAGAGAAAAUUUUUGUUAUAACUUUUCAAAUUUUAUAUGCUGGUUUUGUAUAUGAUUUCCCCCUAUAGUUUUUUCCAUCGCUUACUUCUAAACUAAAUUCUUUAUUGUCAUCCCUGGGAAAGCAGUAAUAAUUUUCAAAUUGCAUCUAGUAGUACUUAGCUGUGUCUCUGUUCCUUUUUUAAAAAAUGUACUUUUUAGUCUUCAAGCUUGGCUUGUUUUGAAUAUUUGUAAAAGUUAGAAAAAUAGUCAUUAAAAAAAGUUAAAUAUGUGGCAAAGUUAGAAAUCCUGGAAACAGAGACUCUAGAGAAUAAUUUUGAACUGUUUUCCUUCCUGAAAUCUUAAUUAUUCUGAGUGAAUCAGAAUUAAUGAAAACAUGUCUAGAAUACCCAAGUAUUUUUAUAGAUGAAGUACAGCCUGUCCAGGGAUAUGAAACAGAGGUUGCAGACUGCUUUUUGUCUCAAUACUUGUCUGGAUUAUGUGUAUAAAUCUCUUUUAUUUUGUAUUUUGUAUCAGUUUACAAAUUUUGAUUUUUUUUUCCUUACUUGAGUUUUUGUUCUGAUAUGUGAAAGGUCUCAGCUGAUUACCAUGAUGCAUUUUUUGUGCUUAAAAACUCACAAAAACCAGUGAUGAUCUUCAAAACACCACAACACAUAUAUAACAAGUUAUCUUUUUUCUUUCAGAAUUUCCAGAACUUGUAUGGUUUUGAAAUUGAGCAAAAGACUGGAAUUUGGAAUAAUCUUCACAUUUCUUUGAAUAAGAAGUAGCAAUGGAACGAAGGCAAAGAGGAGUCAGUGCUGGACUGCUUUUGCUGCUUUAUCAAAUUUCUCAAGUUGGACUCCAGAACAUUCCUUCUGUUACCCUUGGGGUACUUGUACUGAAUAUUUUUCUCUUUCUGAAUCCUUUGAGGCCACUGACUGAAGUGUGUCUCAGUGUAAAUGAAGCUGUCCACAGAAAGAACUGGCAGCGUUUGCUGCUUGCUCCUUUCCACCAUGCAGAUGAUUGGCAUUUGUAUUACAACAUGAUUUCCAUGCUUUGGAAGGGCAUAAUGCUGGAAAGAAAGCUGAAGAGCAUAUGGUUUGCCUACAUAAUUGCAGUAUUUUCACUACUGAUUGGAGUAGUUUACAUAGUGUUGGAACUCCUGCUUGUGAUAAUUUUGGAUGAUCCUUCCUAUGAAAUGAAUUGUGGUGUAGGUUUUUCAGGAGUCUUGUUUGCUUUGAAAGUUCUGAACAACCAUUAUAAUCCAGGAAGAGUGAGCAGUGUCUUUGGAUUGCCAAUAUCCAGUAAAUAUGCUUGUUGGGUGGAGCUGGUGGCUAUUCAUUUGAUCUCCCCAGGGACCUCUUUCGCUGGGCAUCUGUCAGGGAUUCUUGUUGGAUUGAUGUACACUAUGGGACCUCUGAAGAAGAUCAUGCGAGCCUGUGCAGCUGGCAUUUCUUUCUUCACUGAGCCUGACAGGCCAAGGGACUACUCUUCAGAGUAUUAUGGCUAUUAUCCAGAUUAUCAAUACAGAACUCCAAGGAGCUACUUUGAUUAUACAGGUGGGCUCACUGAAGAAGAACAGCUUGAAAGGGCAGUGCUAAACAGUCUUAAUGAAAGAGAUUUUGGUGGAGGAACACACAGCAAUGAGCGGCGGCCUUAUGGGUUUUGGUUCCCACCUGAGAACUCAGAGGAGGACAUGAGAAGGCAGAGGCUUCGUAGGUUUGACAGACGAUGAGGUUGGCAGGUGUUGGUGUAAAGUGCUAUUCAGACUUGCCAAAUAUUUACAGACAUAUUUGUAAUCUGUAAUUUACAGAAUACUUUAUAAUCUUCCAUUAUUUUUACUACUUGUUGCAAAACUGCAUAGGAUUUUAUGAGUUCAGACUCAGAGUUGGAACUUGAAUAAGAAAUGUGAGAUAAGAAUCAAAAUGUGAUCUUUGGCUGUAUCCAUCUUAAUGCACCUUAAAUGGAAGAAGACUGAUAGUUUUACCAAACUGUCUUUUUUUUCCUUAAAUUAUUUUGUAUAGCAUUGAGAAUUCCUUGGCUUUUUGUCUGCUGAUGUUCUCAGACAGCAGGUUUUCUUCAUCCAUUGCAGUUGAAACAUUACAGUUUCUACAGAACUUUAAAACUAUGCAAUUUUUCCUUACAAACCUUUCUCAGUUAUCUUUGAUGACUAGCUCAUUUUCAGGGAUUGCCGUGUGAAAUGACACUUGAAAAGAUUGCUUUGAUGACAGUGGCUGGGUCAUGUGAGUCUAGGUUUAAAGCUUUUGAGCCAAAAUAUACUUGCAGCUAUCCUUCCCCUGCUGUCCUUACCAAGGAAUUAUUUAAUACAAACUUCAGUGUUGCAGCCUUCCUCAUAUCAUAUUAUCUAGAGCUUGGAUGUGAUAAAACUGAGUUGUAACUACUUGUGUUUUCCUAAAGCCUUCCUAAAUAUUUAUCUUUUAAAUUAAAAACUGCUGCCCUUUACAGAGCUGAAAUCAUUUAUCAGGAGUUUUGUGUAAAGGCAUGUGGCUAUGCCAUACAAAGCAUAUAUUUAAUAAUAUACUUUUUAAAAAGCAUCCAUUUCCCUUUCUAAGAAGGCUUGGAAAUUAUAUUUUGUAUCUGCUGUUCAUGCAGCUUUCAAAGUUCCACUAUUUCUCAGUAUUUAUCUUGUUUGAAGACCAAUAUGAGACCUGGGUGUUUGUAGACUUGUGGAGAUCAUGGCUAAACACAGGCUACCUUAAAUUCUUCAUUUUUGAGAAUUUCCUUACCCAGCUAGAGGAGUUGACAGGAGACCUGAGAGCUCAGUUGUCCCUGUGGGCACACCUUCCACACAAGGCUGUCCUGCCUGUGGCACUGCUGCCUGUUCAUGUUAACUGAUGAACCUUGAGGGGUUGGGUUCCAGUAUCUCCCUGAAAAAUCACUCCUUGUCCAGGCAUUUUUCUCCUCAGGGAUGUUCCUCUAAAAUUAUUGCAGGGAGGUGUGAUGGCAGAAGAAUAAUUUGGUUACUGGCUUUUCACACAGACCUGUUGGAACCUCCUCAUCAGCACUGAUGGAGUAGAGAAUUAGGAUAAGCAGUUUAAGGGAUUCACCAACCUGUGCUUUAUGAAGUCUACUUUGCUAUGAGGUUAUUUUUUGAAUAUAAAGAACAGUGCUGUAUACUUCACACAGAAAAAUAUCCUGAAAGGAAAUUUUCUAUGGUGUUCUUUAAAUGAAUAGUACCUGUCCUUUCUGUUUGUAACUAAUGUACAUAGGGGGAACUCUAGUUUGCUGGGAAAAUCACAAUAUCAGGAUGCAGACUUUGUGCUCGGGGUUUUGGGACACAACAGGCACAACUGCAGUGGGAUUCCAUGUACAGACAGAAUGCUGAUUUCUGGUGUGAUCUUGGUUGCUUUUGUAUAUAUGCAAUAGCCAUAGAAUAAAACAGCAGACACUUCUAUAGAAGGCCAACUUUUUUAUGUUCACUGAAAAUAAGUCUCGAAAACCUCCAUAUUUUUCUCAGCAGGUAAUAAUUGGAUAUAAAUGAGAAGGAUGUAGCAUUGAUUCCUAACAAAUCCUUUAAUGUUCUGGUCAAAAGUUCCAGUAUAACAAUGUGUAUUAAGCUCUGAUAUUUUAUUUAUUUAAAAGCCCAGGAUAUGCUGCUAGUCAGGUAAAAAAAGAUAGUUAAGGAAAAUCAAAAACCAGAUUACAAUUCUAUAAGCACUUGGUUUUGUAAAGUGAGCUUAGACAUACAUGUUAUUAAAUAUUCACAAAAAUUGUCAGUACUAAUAAGUGUUUCGUUUUUUUGACUUUUUUUUGUAUACAGAAUUUAAAUAAAUAUUUUUUAACAUUUAAAAUGUUUGGUUUUAAUUU